Messenger RNA from Poecilia reticulata (guppy), 11144 nucleotides. RefSeq names its product glutamate receptor, ionotropic, N-methyl D-aspartate 2B, genome duplicate a (gene grin2ba). NCBI's taxonomy places the organism in Eukaryota, Metazoa, Chordata, Actinopteri, Cyprinodontiformes, Poeciliidae. Gene Ontology annotation, molecular function: ligand-gated monoatomic ion channel activity; signaling receptor activity. The record is from RefSeq and is a predicted model, not a curated record. Gene Ontology annotation, biological process: monoatomic ion transport. Gene Ontology annotation, cellular component: membrane.
UUAGUGUUUAGUGUCUGUCUUGUUUCCUUCCUGUGUGUGCGAGGCGUUUUGUGUUUGUAGCACACCUUGACAAUGAUCCACACACACACACACAUUUAGCAGAUCCAUGGCUCUCCUCCCAUCCCGCUCUCAGCUGAUUCCUGCCCUCCUGACGUCACUCUUCCUUAUUUCAUCCUUGUUUUCUGACUUCAUUUCUUCUUCCUUUUUUUAACCCCUCUUCUUAAAGUGACACAUCGUGCGAGCACCUUCUCCAGCCAUGAUCACGGACAUGAAGCGUUCGACUGCCUUGUCACGUUUUAAAAAGUGUCUUGUAUCCAUUAAAGCAGCUUCAUCACAUCUACAUGUUUGUUCCUUUUUUGUUUUCUCGUCUCUCACACGUGCACACACAUGAAAACUCACACCAAACUUCCUCAUCUGCUGAAAAGCGUCGGGUUUUACAGGGUCCCCCCCUCGUUUGAUCAGGUGAAGGUCAGACCGAGCAGGAAGGGCCCGUUUCACUCGGUCGCUUCAAAGCCCGUUCUGCCGGGGCGUCAUCUGUGUUUGCACAGUCCUCUGGCUCCGUUUUCGAUGCCCUCUUUUCCUCUCUCCUCCCCUCUGCCUCCUCCCUCUGUCUGUCUCGUAUCUUUCCCAAACUGAACUCACUCCCAUUCCUGCAGACAGACGCACACAAGCACCUAAAGAGAAUGGACUAGGAAAAAAACUGGCUUUUAAAAAAAACAAACAAAACAAUCUUCCAGAAGGAGUUUUUAUUUUUACUUUUUUUGGCUUCACAUUUACCUAUUUUCCUCUUCUCCUCAUUUGCUAACAUCCAUUCAUCUCUUACACACUGAUCCCACUUAUUGAUUUGUUAUUCUUUGUUUCAUUUUUCUUCGCUGUGGAAAAAGAAUCAAGAAGGAAGAUUUUCGUAAUUUUGUUUUGUAAAUUAAACUUUAUUAUUUUAAUUACGAUAGAGCUAAAAAUCUUUUUGACUGCAAGGCAACAGAACAAUCUGGAGUAGUAAGGCAUAGCAAAAAGCACACAGUUAUACACACAAAUAGCAAAAAAAAUACACAUGCAUCUCAUUUUCAUUUUUUUUUUAAACGUUCUUUAAUAUUUCCAUUCUGUUUCUGAAGGAGAUUUAAAACCGAAUGAAGACGUCGGAAAAGUGGAACUUUGGAUAUAGAUGUUUCUUUUUCUUUUUCUGUGGAAUUACCCUUUAAUCCUGGAUUAGAUUUUGAAUGACCAAAAAAAUAUAUAUUUAAAAGUAAAACAAAUAAAAUUCUGGACAUUUAUGUAUUCAAUUUGAUUUAGAUUUUUUUUUCUUUUUUUUUGUUGUACAAUUUUCAAAGGACCGAAGCUGAUCUGUCUCUCGGCUUUUAAAUCUUAAGUGGAUUUCACAACUAUGGAUUAAAGACUGAAGCAGCAUCUUUGUCGGUUGACCUUGAUUUUAAGUUCUCCAUGCUACAAAAACUCAACACAUUUAAUAUAUUUCAUUGUUUAGAAUUGAAUAGAGUGGCAGACGUAAGAAAAACAAGACUCUCCGAGCAUCUUUUUUCCGAGGAAGAGAAGUGACGCUGCUCCAGUAGAGUGCAAUUACCUCAACAUUGAUGCUUUGCUCCCUUGACUGUCUGAGGAUUUUACCUAAAACGGCUCCUCCCUCAGUCUAAGGCUAUGAAAGGGAGAGAGGAGUCCCAGGCCGCACCACCAUGCUACUUCUGAGAAGCUGGGAUGAGACUUUGGCUGGCAAAACACGAGGUAUUUCUCUCCCAUUCCUACAUUAUGCCUGUUCGUGGACGCUGCAGCUCCUCCCUGCCUCACCAACAUGCUGGGGCUCACUUCCCCCCCCGAAUUGUUGCUCAGGUGCAACACGGGGCUCGGAACCUUCAUUCACCUCCAUCGGUUCACCGCACCACAGGCUCGUCUUUAUGCCUGCCUCUCCUUUUUCUGCUGCUCUGUCUUCUCCACCUGCCCCCAGCCUGUCACUCACGGAGAGAAAAGGGCGGCGGAGGAGGCGGUGGCGGCCAUUACAUGCCCAUUCCGCAGCCCCCUCCGCACCACAUGGCCCUGCCUAACAUCCUGCGGGGCCUGAGCAUCGCUGUCGUGCUGGUGGGCAACUCCAGCGAGGUGGCAUUGGCAGGGGCCAGAGAGAAGGAGGACUUUCUCCACAUGGCUCCGAACGUGGAGGUGCUGACCAUGAAUGAAACGGACCCCAAAAGCAUUAUAAAGAGCAUCUGCGACCUGAUGACGGAGCACUGGCUGCAGGGUGUUGUGUUUGGGGACGACACAGACCAGGAAGCCAUCGCUCAGAUCCUGGACUUCAUCUCAGCCCAAACCCACAUUCCCAUCCUCGGAGUACGUGGAGGCUCCUCAAUGAUCAUGGCUGCCAAGGACGACAACUCCAUGUUCUUUCAGUUUGGCCCCUCCAUCGAGCAGCAGGCGUCUGUCAUCCUCAACAUCAUGGAGGAGUACGACUGGUACAUCUUCUCCAUCGUCACAACGUACUACCCCGGUUACCAGGACUUCGUCACCAAGAUCCGAAACACCAUCGAGAACAGCUUUGUCGGCUGGGAGUUGGAGGAAGUUCUUCUGCUCGACAUGUCCGUGGACGACGGCGAUUCAAAGAUCCAGAACCAGCUGAAGAAGCUGCAGAGYCCCGUGAUUCUUCUCUACUGCACAAAAGAAGAGGCCAACACCAUCUUCGAGGUGGCCCACUCCGUAGGGAUCACCGGCUAUGGUUACACGUGGAUCGUCCCUUCGCUGGUCGCUGGAGACACUGAUGUAGUGCCUGCUGAGUUUCCCACAGGUCUGCUCUCUGUGUCCUACGACGAGUGGGACUAUGGUCUGGAAGCUCGUGUUCGGGACGGUGUGGCGAUCAUCACCAUGGCGACGUCCACCAUGAUGAUGGACCGCGGGCCUCACACCUUGCUGAAAUCUGAAUGCCAUGGAGCGCCGGAAAAGAAGACCCCAAUCUCAGGCAACCCCAAUGAAGUUCUCAGGUACCUGAUGAAUGUGACAUUUGAGGGGCGCAAUCUGUCGUUCAGCGAGGAUGGGUACCAGAUGCACCCCAAGCUUGUCAUUAUUCUGCUCAACAAAGAGAGACAGUGGGACCGGGUGGGUAAAUGGGAGAACGGCUCCUUGUCCAUGAAGUACCACGUGUGGCCUCGCUACGAGCUGUAUGGAGGGGCGGCGACCAGGGAGGAUGACCACCUGUCCAUCGUGACGCUGGAAGAGGCCCCGUUCGUCAUCGUGGAAGACGUGGACCCGCUGAGUGGGACCUGCAUGAGGAAUACCGUCCCCUGCAGAAAGCAGAUCAAAAUGCUCAAUCAGACCAAGGAGGCGGGGAUCUACAUCAAGCGUUGCUGUAAGGGCUUCUGCAUCGACAUCCUGAAGAAGAUCGCCAAGUCGGUCAAGUUUACGUACGACCUGUACCUGGUCACGAACGGGAAGCAUGGCAAAAAGAUCAACGGGACCUGGAACGGCAUGGUGGGAGAGGUUGUGUUAAAAAAUGCCCACAUGGCCGUUGGAUCCCUAACCAUCAACGAGGAGAGGUCAGAGGUCAUCGAUUUUUCUGUUCCCUUCAUCGAAACCGGAAUUAGCGUCAUGGUUUCCCGCAGUAACGGCACCGUUUCACCCUCCGCAUUUCUAGAGCCCUUUAGUGCAGAUGUGUGGGUGAUGAUGUUCGUAAUGCUGCUGCUGGUGUCAGCAGUGGCUGUGUUCGUGUUCGAGUACAUCAGCCCUGUGGGCUACAACCGCUGUCUGGCUGAUGGCAGAGAGCCUCAUGGCCCAUCUUUCACCAUCGGUAAGGCCAUCUGGCUGCUUUGGGGUCUCGUCUUCAACAACUCUGUGCCGGUCCAGAACCCCAAAGGCACCACCAGUAAAAUCAUGGUGUCAGUGUGGGCCUUCUUUGCUGUCAUUUUCCUGGCCUCGUACACUGCCAACCUGGCUGCUUUCAUGAUCCAAGAGGAAUAUGUGGAUCAAGUCACGGGUCUCUCCGACAAGAAGUUUCAGAGUCCCAAUGACUUCUCUCCUCCGUUCCGGUUUGGCACGGUCCCGAACGGGAGCACGGAGAGAAACAUCAGGAACAACUAUCCAGAGAUGCACACCUACAUGACUGCGUUCCAUCAGAGGAACGUCAACGAAGCUCUGCAGAGUCUGAAGGCCGGCAAACUGGAUGCCUUCAUUUACGACGCCGCCGUCCUGAACUACAUGGCUGGCAGGGACGAGGGCUGCAAGCUGGUGACCAUUGGCAGCGGCUACAUCUUCGCCACCACGGGAUACGGCAUCGCCAUCCAGAAGGAGUCUGGGUGGAAGAGACACGUGGACCUGGCCAUCCUGCAGCUCUUUGGCGACGGUGAGAUGGAGGAGCUGGAGUCCCUGUGGCUGACGGGAAUCUGCCACCACGAGAAGAACGAGGUGAUGUCCAGCCAGCUGGACGUGGACAACAUGGCCGGGGUCUUCUACAUGCUGGGCGCCGCCAUGGCUCUCUCCCUCAUCACCUUCAUCUGCGAGCACUGGUUCUACUGGCAGCUGCGCUUCUGCUUCAUGGGCGUCUGCUCCGGCCAGCCCGGCUUCGUCUUCAGCGUCAGCAGGGGAAUAUACAGCUGCAUACAUGGGGUCCAAAUCGAAGAGAAGAGCAGCUCUGCGUUGAACUCCCCGUCAGCCACCAUGAACAACACCCAUUCAAACAUCAUGCGCCUCCUACGCACUGCCAAGAAUAUGGCCUCUUUGUCAGGGGUGAACGGCUCACCACACAGCGCCCUGGACUUCAUCCGUCGAGACUCUUCUGUUUAUGACAUCUCUGAGCAUCGCCGCAGCUUGGCUGGCCAUUCCGACUGCAAACCUCCUUACAUGCCUGAAGACAACAUGUUUAGUGACUACAUCAGUGAAGUGGAGAGGACGUUUGGCAACCUUCAUCUCAAGGACAGCAAUUUGUACCAGGAUCACUAUCUACACCACCAUGGUUCAACCCCAGGGCUCACUGGUCCUCCUCCCAACAGACCCCACAGUUUGGGCAGUGCUAGUUCUCUGGAGGGUGGCAUGUUUGACUGUGACAGUCUGGGUGGGGGAGUGGCUCCCAUCUUCACCACCCAACCUUGCUCAGCUCUGACCCACAGGAACAUGAGCAAGUUUGACCUGUUGUCCGGACAGACUCCUCCCUCAGGCCAGAGCUUCAAGGGAGGACUGCCUGACAUCUACGGAAAGUUCUCCUUUAAAGGUGGUGCCUCAAGCUCCACUUACAUUCCGGGACCUAGCUACUGUGGGGGGAGAGGAGACGAUGACGGAAAUAUACGCUCAGAUGUUUCAGACAUUUCCACACACACUGUAACCUACGGAAACUUGGAGGGUAAUGCCAAGAAGCGCAAACAGUACCGCGACAGCUUAAAAAAGAGGCCGGCCUCUGCAAAGUCCAGACGGGAACUGGACGAAAUUGAGCUGGGUUACAGGAGGAAACCCUACCACAUCAGCCACCACCACUACCACAGCCAACGUUCUGCCUCCCCGCCACUGUUGCCCUCYGAACGCAAGCGAGGGGGUGGAGGAGGAAACAACAAUGGGAACUCUUACCUCUUUAGGGAAAAGGAGAGUGUUCGGGACUUUUAUCUCGACCAGUUUCGUCCCAAAGAGGGGGUCCCUCAGUGGGAGCAUGUGGACUUGACGGAGGGCCCUGGAAACAGAGAUGGAGGAGUGCCAACAUGCACCUCCUUGGUUCCAGUUGAAGACUUUCUGAAAAGCAAACCCAAAAAGUCGGACUCAAAGGGUGGGCCAGGGUCUGGAUUGGCAGGGGGAGAAUGGGAGUGCAGGAACUGUCGAGCUAGUGGGGGCAAGCAGAUGUCCAUUCAUGGAGGAGGUGGUGGGUAUUCAAGUGGCAUUGGCUGUGGGUCCUCAGCAGGUGGCAGCCGCCCUAGCUCUGCAACCUGCAUGCGCUGUGAGGGUUGUAAAAAGACAGGAAACCUCUACGAUAUCAGUGAGGACAAUAACCACCCCUUGGAACAAAUGGGGGGAGGGAAAGGCGGGGGAGGAGUGGGAGGUAUGGCCGCAGGCCCUCAGGCUCAAUCUCAGGCCCAGCAGAGGAGAAAGAGUGGAGGAUUUGGGAAGCAGCUAAGGCGGCAGCAUUCGUAUGACACAUUUGUUGACCUUCAGAAAGAGGAAGCAGGUGGAAUGGGAAGUCUGAUGGGAGKCUUAGGGGGAGGUAUGGGUGGACCUGGGAUGGGAGGAAUGCUGCCCCCACCAAGGAGUGUUAGUUUGAAGGAGAAAGAACGCUACAUGGAAGAAAACAGCCCCUUUGCACACAUAUUUGAACGCCAUGGGGGCUCAGAAAGGGACAGGGACAGAGACCCACUGUUUUAUGGAGGUGAGAGCCAAAAAGGCUCUGGGUCCCCAUUCGGACUGUUCAGAGGUGGUGAGGGCCUCCACCGCCGCUCCAUCGGAGAGAGAGACAUGAGAGACAGAUCUUUGAUGGAAGGUGGAGGUGGGGCAGCUUUCUCUUUAUCCAAAUCUCUUUACCCUGACCGGGUAAACCAAAACCCCUUUAUACCCACCUUUGGCGAUGACCAGUGUCUGAUGCAUGGAGCCAAACAAUAUUACCUGACAAAGCAACAGCAGCAGCAACAACAAGUUGCCCAGAACAGCAGAGGUGACUUCAGGAGUCAAUUGAGUGCAACGUCAUAUCUGCCAUCAUCUGCCACAGCUGGGGUGAUGUCCAACGUGCCCCCCCGGUUCCCAAAAGAGCUCAGCCUUGGUGGGAUGAACCAUCACGGGUCUAUGUUGGCAGUCGGACCCCCACGUCCCUUCAAUGGAAGCAAUGGCCAUGUGUACGAGAAACUCUCUAGCAUUGAGUCUGACGUGUAAGAGACAAAGAGGAAGGAGGAGAAGAACAACAGAAGUGUUUGGAGAUCAGGGGUAUUUCUUAAAACUAUUCAGACACAAAGCAGCUUGAGUUCAUGGUGACACAAAGAGAUGACUGUAAGAAGGGUCAAAUGAGUGGCAGAGGCAAAACAGGUAGAGACUGUUGUACAAAAUAGAGAAUGAAGAUGGGAAUUAAAAAAUCAAGACAUCCUUAGGGGGUUAAGGAUGCUAAACCUCUCUUAAAAUGGCCAAAGCUACUCUACUUUUACAUGCACAUACAAUCAAUCAACAUUGUCUUUAAUCUCACAAAAGYCCUACACUUCAAAAAGUUCCAUCCUCAUAGCCACCAGUGUGCUAGAAGUCACAUUAAUAUCUUGACAAAGCAUCACCUUGUUUUAGUUUUCUACAGGGGCCACAGUUUGAGGGCUCCUGCUGGGUGCUUGUGAGGAACCACAGCAAGAGCGGCAAUGGGAGAGAACUGCCCAUGUGCCCCUGUGACAAUUUAGAAAUUAGACAUCACAUUCGCUAGAGCCACAACACAGCCUGUCUUGGACAUCUCUCCCUGAACCCUUUCCCACUCCUCUUCUUCUCUGCCCCUGCUUCUCCUCCAUAUCUUUGACACCUAAAGAGCUGUUUGCUGAUGAGAAAUACAAUCAUGAAUGAUAAUAAGAUAUUCUUAUAGAAAAACAGGGUAUAAGAACAACAAUAACGUUGUGAAUAACAAAGACAUUCAUGCUGUUUAUGGUAACUCUGCUURUGAGACCAUACAUUUUGUUUUGUAUUCUGUUGGUAUAGUAUUUGACUAUUCUCUAAGUAUCUGUAGUAGUUGUGUUCCAUUUGCUCCUGGUGGUGCCAGGAAGGUUGUUCUUGGUUCAACCAACAAGCCAGAAAGACUGAGUCUUUUACUCCUGUGUUUUCUUCUGUUUUCUGUAGAAUAUUUUACUCCAUGACCAUUCGUGUAUCUGCUCCAGKAUUUCAAAGACACGUUUGGAGCUGGGAAAUUCUUGAUAUUUUAAGACAUUGCUAAUAAUCAAGCACGCACAUGCUUCAAAACACAGUUUCUUUUUCUUUCUUCAGUUUUUUUUUUUUGUCAGUCUGAACUCGUGUUACUGUGAAGAACAACGUUUUCACCAGAAGCUACUGAGAGGAAGGACGUGCCUUAAAGGUCUCCAGUGGAAGUGUCCUCCAGUUUCACACGCAGCUGCACCAGAACAGACCAGCGCUCAUUCAGGCUGCCCAGUGUUGCCGUCUCACAUAUGAGCCAAACCCGCUGUAGAAAUUCGACAGCAGGCUGCUGAUGAUGAUGGUUUCCAUACAAGACGCUGUUUGAGAUCUUUUAUACCUUCGUAAAAAUAUUUCAUAUGUCAGGUAUGGAUGGUGUUUUAUGAACCAGUCGUAAUCAGGAUGUCCCACUGUUACUAAUAAGCUGAUGUGUCUCAGUUCAUAGCAAUGGAAGCCUAUAGACCACCUGUUUUAUCCAUCCUACACAACACCUGUCACUUGGUUCUUGCUAGCAUUACUUCACAUCACACCAACAGUCUGAGAGGCUCGCACAGAAAGCUUUGCUUGGACAUUGUGUAAAACCAACAUUAUGCAMUGUCACUUAUGCAGACCUGCUACAACGAAGUUGUAGAAGAAGCUGAUAAAARGCAGGGUUGAGGAACUGGCUAGGCAACAGGAAGGCAGCUGUCUUGUGAAAGAUUGUUUUUUCUUUUUUACUCAGACUGUUGUAGAUAGUCUUUAGCUAAAGAGGCCUCAUUUAUUGCACAGGACAUUUUACUCAGUGUAGGUUCGGGCACUUGGUAGACAUGCCUUAUGAUCCCUCUCCCCCAAGUUGAUGACUCAUCAUGUACAGACUUCAGAGGCUUCUAUUAGUUAUUUGAAGGUCCGAUCUAUGAUUGGUUGGUGUCACAAGUUCAAGGGCUGAGAGAUUUCACACAGGAGUACUGGCCACAGAGAGGACCUACCGGACUGUGUGUUAAACGAUUUUUGUAAUUAUGUCACACCCCAAUAUAAAAGCACUCAUGCAAUAGGUUGAUAUGUGUGUUUGUGCGUUUGAAGAGAAGCAGACCAUUAUUCAACAAUAAGUGCUUUUUUUCCCCUUAAUCACGCUGUUAAAUAUUCAUUCCUUCAACAGCCUGUACUCCCUAACUCCUCGGAUAACACUGAGACUGAUCGAGUUAGCCUUAAAUCAGAUGCACCCUCUCUCCCUCCCACACACACACAGCCCAAGACACUCCUAAUAAAUAACUUGGGAUCUCUGGAAUUUUUAUACACAUUUGAAAGUUCAGGUGACCCAAACUCAGCAAGGAGGAAGAAGGGUUUGACGCAGAAAUAAAUGGCUAGUUCCAAUUUUUGAAGCGAGGAUCUGUGAUGUUAUCAAGAGUAGUUUCUUUAGCUGCACUAGAAAGAUCCGUUAUUGCAGUGAGUUAAGUAGAAAAGUGGAAAAAAUUGUACAUCAAUCACACUAUAGUUUCAACAAAGUCUUCCUGCAGAUUUGACAGCACAGUUAAGAUUGCAGAUUGCAUUGCCUAUUUUCAACAUACGGAAAAAUCAUGGCACGAGCCUUUACAGCUAACGACACCAYAAACRGCACACAUAYGCACCACUGCUACAAAAUGAAUGUAGGUGCUACAAAAAUGCCACGGCAAUGAUCCGAUAUUAACAUCACUUAAUUUCACGCGACACCAUGCAAAGGCUCUGUUUACUUGGAGAAUUCACUCGUGCUAAAUACUUGGAGUGGCUAUAACGGAUGGCCAGUCUGACCUACUUUUUGAUUAUUUCAGCUUGGGAUUGUUUAACCUCUUGGGGSYGCACUUAGACUGUUUAUAUAGCAUUUAAUUUUAAGCCCAAGAUGGUCAGACAAAAAGAAGGUGAUGACUCAGCAUAUUAAUAUACCCUAUCCAGUUAUAGGACGCCACACAUUUUGAACCAGUACAAAUCUAUUUUGCAAACCAGCAGUGUUUUAUAACACAAAAUGUGUUAAUUUCAUCUGCGUUAGACACAUGUAACAUGCAUUUCUUCUGAUAAACAAACAUAAUAGCAGCCUUUAAUUAGUGGAAGACCAGCUGCUAAUAAUAUGCAGUUACAUUGGUUGCAUGUUUGGCUGAGAAAACAAGAUUAGCAGAUCUUACCUGAUCUUACCUCUUUGUGCAGGCACAAGCAGGUAAGAUCUGCUAAUCUAGUGUUUUGUUUUAUCUACUGKAUUGUUUUCUAGAUAUAUUUCUGGCUGAAAUCAGAUAAUUUCUUAACUUUUCUAUGAACCGACUGCAAUAUGAUGUUUUUCCGUCGCAGCUAGGGCAGCUAUCGCUAGUAACCAUUUCAGAGAGCCUCACUUCAAAAACUCAGAACUGCCCCUUUAAGAAUCUGAGAGACUUUGGUUUGGGCAUCAGUGUCAGCAUUAGUAUGUUCGAUCUUUUUCAUGUAAAUAAAUAUAUAUUUAAGAAUCUUUUCACUUUGUACAGUAAACAGACAGACAGGAUGUAACUUUCAGUAUGUUUUACAAUUUAAGAAAUAAAACUGUGAUAAAAACUCAUAAAAUAAAAAAAAUAUGAAUAAAAAUAUGCAAAAUAUAGAAUAAGACACAAAUAUUACUAAUCAUAAGUUAUAUAAUUGAACCUUUUUUUUUCUUUAAAUCUCAUGUUUACUUGAUUAUAAUAGUUUUACCAAUACGGAUUAUGUUAAGAGUUCUGAUUUUUUUAUUAUUAUUAUUUUCUCUAAAUUGUUGCAAACUGAGGAUAAUUUACUGUAGGUGUAGACGUUUAGUGAUUAAAAAAGGGAAAGCUUAGUUUUAGGAGUAUGUUAAGUUUYCCUUGGAUUGUGUUAGACUAUCUUUUUAAGAUAAGCUCUUUCUCCAUGCUUUUCAGCAUAGAUUCAAUUAUCUAAACAUUUAUAUAAUACGAUAUUACAUGUAUACAGAGGUGAUAUUUGCAUAUAGAGGCAGCAGUAUAUUGUGAACCUUCAUUUCGAAGCAGCCACUCUUGUUUAAAAGUUUUCGAGGCGUUUGUGUUUUUUGUUGCCCAUUUUUUUGGACUUGGGCUCUAAACGGUAAUUGCACACAGAAUUUAGAGCCAUCAUCGGCCCGGCCUAUCCUGCUCCCUCUCUUUGUUUGGGACAGACAUCACUGUGGUAAUGGAAGAUUACACACACACGCGCGCGCACACACACACACGCACACUGGACGUUUUUCCAGUGUUGAUGUUGCUGAGAGUUUCAGCAAAAUAUUGUGAAGAAACCAACCAAGCCGAAGUGCAGAUUCAUCUCCGUGAGAGUGCGGCUGAAAUGCAUUUGUGCAACCCCUUAUUAAAAGGUGAAACAUU